This is a messenger RNA of Panicum hallii, 1912 nucleotides long. Its product is annotated as amino acid transporter AVT3B-like. Gene Ontology annotation, molecular function: amino acid transmembrane transporter activity. Gene Ontology annotation, cellular component: vacuolar membrane. Gene Ontology annotation, biological process: amino acid transmembrane transport. The record is from RefSeq and is a predicted model, not a curated record. Lineage: Eukaryota; Viridiplantae; Streptophyta; Magnoliopsida; Poales; Poaceae. Bases 278 to 1555 code for a protein of 425 amino acids. The transcript has a single exon.
GGCCACGCGCGUGCGAUGAGCGCCCCCAAACGCAGCAGCAGCAGCACGGCCGUCGUCCUUCGUUUCCUCCUCGCAGCGCCGGGGCAGCCCGCAAGCCAUUCUCUCCUCCUCGAUUUUCCCCGUCGCGGGAUCGCCGGAUCUCUCCUGCACACCGCGUCCGGAGAAAAGGAGGAGGGGGCAAUCUCAUUCAUCGGAUUCGGCGUGCCUGUGUUGUCUGUGGUUUCGAUUUCCUUUUUUUUUUCCCGGGUCAAUAAGAUCGGAUUUGGGGACGGUCGUAAUGGGAUUCGGGAUGGGGAAUGACGGCGCGAGCUCCUCGUCGUCGCGGCUGGACCCCGCCCCGCUCCUGCCGCACCACGGCAGCGCGAGCGGCGAGAUCGGCCUGUCGUCGCAGCCCAAGACGUUCGCCAACGUCUUCAUCGCGGUGGUCGGCGCCGGCGUGCUCGGGCUGCCGUACACCUUCUCGCACACCGGGUGGGCGGCGGGGUCGCUGCUGCUCUUCGCCGUCGCCGCGCUCACCUUCUACUGCAUGAUGCUGCUCGUCGCGUGCCGCCGCCGCCUCGCCGACGAGCACCCGAAGAUCGCCUCGUUCGGGGACCUCGGGGACGCCGUGUUCGGCGCGCACGGGCGGUUCGCCGUGGACGUGAUGCUGGUGCUCAGCCAAGUGAGCUUCUGCAUCGGGUACCUCAUCUUCAUCUCCAACACCAUGGCGCACCUCUACCCGAUAUUCGCGCCGUCGUCCUCCGCCCUCCUCUCCCCCAAGGCGCUCUUCAUCUGGGCGAUGCUGCCGUUCCAGCUCGGGCUCAACUCCAUCAAGACGCUCACGCUGCUCGCGCCGCUCAGCAUCUUCGCCGACGUCGUGGACCUCGGCGCCAUGGGGGUUGUCCUUGGCCAGGACGUCGCUGCCUGGCUCGCCAAGCCCCCACCCGUGGUCGCCUUCGGCGGCCCGGGCGCGCUCCUCUACGGGCUCGGCGUCUCCGUGUACGCGUUCGAGGGCAUCGGCAUGGUGCUCCCGCUGGAGGCGGAGGCGGCGAACAAGAAGAAGUUCGGCGUCACGCUGGGGCUGUCCAUGGCGUUCAUCGGCGUCAUGUACGGGCUGUUCGGCGUGAUGGGGUACGUCGCGUUCGGCGACGCCACGCGGGACAUCAUCACCACCAACCUCGGCGCCGGGUGGCUGUCGGCCGCCGUGCAGCUGGGGCUGUGCAUCAACCUCUUCUUCACGAUGCCGGUGAUGAUGAACCCCGUGUACGAGGUGGCCGAGCGCCUGCUCCACGGCAAGCGCUACUGCUGGUGGCUCCGGUGGCUGCUCGUCGUCGUCGUCGGGCUCGCCGCCAUGUACGUGCCCAACUUCACCGACUUCCUGGCGCUCGUCGGGAGCAGCGUCUGCGUCCUCCUCGGGUUCGUGCUGCCGGCCUCGUUCCACCUCAAGGUGUUCGGCGCCGAGAUGGCCUGGCCCGGGGUGCUCUCCGACGUCCUGCUCGUCGUGCUCGGCCUCGCGCUCGCCGUGUUCGGGACGUACUCGUCGCUGCUGCAAAUCUUCCACUCGUCCAGCGCUUGAUCUCCCCACCAUGCCACCAUUUGCUAUGCGCCGAGUAAAUUCAUCAUCGGCGCAUUAGUUUCAGGCACGUUGGUCGCUCCUCUCCUCUGUACAGAGGAGUGGAACAGGGGAGGGACGACUGUCCAUCGUCGGCUCGUCGCAUUCUACCUGGGCAGAUUACGGUUCAGAUGUUGUUCGUCAGUGGGUUGUAUAGCAUGGGAAAAAUCUGUCUGCUUUUGCCGCGGCAGAUUUAAGUUACUCCCGGUAGCUUAUCUGUGGUACUAUGAAUGUUUGCGUCCUAGAUGUUCCUCCUGCUGUGCACGAUGGAUUCGAUGAAAGGACAGCAUUUUCAGGCCAUAGAAUCUUUUAUCUGUUGUU